Molecule: messenger RNA, 758 nt
Organism: Struthio camelus australis
Lineage: Eukaryota; Metazoa; Chordata; Aves; Struthioniformes; Struthionidae
Source: RefSeq, a predicted model, not a curated record
AUGGGCUGCCCAUCCUCAUACAUCACAUCGUCUAUCACUGUGGUUAUUUGUUGCAAUAUAUUGUCCUGUGGAAUCCACUUUCCUUCGGUAAAGAUAUUUGCUCCUAAUAUUGAGCAAAGGGAUGUAGUCAACCAUUUAAAAGGAAGUCCAACAGGAGAGAAGAGAAAUGUGCUAGUUGAAAGCGCCAGACUGGCAAGAGGCAACAUUCAGGAUUUGGCUGAACUGAAAGUUAGUGAAUUCGAUGCAGUCAUUUUCCCUGGUGGAUUUGGUGUAGCAAAGAACCUGUGUUCCUGGGCAGUAGAUGGCAAGAACUGUACUGUCAAUGAGCACGUGAACUCCACUCUCCAAGCUUUCCAUAGUGCUAAAAAACCAAUUGGUUUGUGCUGCAUAUCUCCAGUCUUGGCAGCUAAAGUCUUUCCUGGUUGUGAGGUCACUGUUGGCCAAGAUAAAAAUGUUGAUGGAAGAUUUCCCGAUGUUGAAAUAGCAUCUGCUAUAGCAGAGCUCGGAUGUAAGCAUGUUUGCAAAGAUGUAAAUGAAUCGCAUGUGGAUAAAGCCAAUAAGAUAGUUACUACCUGUGCUUUCAUGUGCAAGGCUCCUUUGCAUGAAAUCUUUGAUGGAAUCGGAACAAUGAUAGAAGAGGUCCUGAAACUUGCCUGACUGGAAAGGUACAAGUAUCUGCAAGGAGAUCCACUUAGCUAAACAUAAAAAUUUAGCCUCCUUUGAUUGUAUUAAUAAAAUAAUGCAACUAUUAAACUUCA